This is a messenger RNA of Dictyostelium discoideum AX4, 813 nucleotides long. Its product is annotated as C-4 methyl sterol oxidase. Gene Ontology annotation, biological process: lipid biosynthetic process. Gene Ontology annotation, molecular function: C-4 methylsterol oxidase activity; iron ion binding. The record is from RefSeq and is a predicted model, not a curated record. The transcript has 2 exons. Gene Ontology annotation, cellular component: endoplasmic reticulum membrane. The coding region runs from base 1 to 813 and encodes 270 amino acids. Lineage: Eukaryota; Evosea; Eumycetozoa; Dictyosteliales; Dictyosteliaceae.
AUGGAAUCACUUUCAUUAAAAUUUAUUGAACCAUAUUGGUUCAAAUUUGUAGAUUAUUAUGGUGAAGACUUUCUUAUUACCUAUGGUACAUUCAUUGCCCACGAAGUCUUUUACUUUGGUUCAUUCAUUCCAUUCUUUUUAUGUGAUUUUAUGCCAUUCCUUCAAAAAUAUAAAAUCCAACCAACAAAAAAAAAUGAAUGGAAAACUCAAUUUAAUUGUAUUUUCAAAGUUUUAAUGACACAUAUUUUUGUUCAAUUACCAAUGAUGUAUAUCUUUGAUCCAGCAAUUAAAGCAAUUGGUUUAUCAGCAAGAGCACCAUUACCAUCAAUUCCUUAUUUAAUUUUCACAAUCGCAUGUUGUUUCCUUAUUGAAGAUUUCUAUUUCUAUUGGGUACAUAGAGCAUUACAUCACGGAUUUUGGUAUAAACAUAUUCAUAAGGUACAUCAUGAUCAUGCUGCACCAUUUGGUAUGACUGCUGAAUACGCUCAUCCAUUAGAAACCGUUAUUUUAGGUGUUGGUACAGUCAUUGGUCCAUUCCUUUUCUCACGUGAUCUUUUCACUCUUUGGGUUUGGUUAGGUACUCGUCUCUUCCAAACUGUUGAAUGUCAUUCAGGUUAUGAUUUCCCAUGGAAUCCAACAAAAUUAAUUCCAUUUUGGGGUGGUUCUCAUUUCCAUGAUUUCCAUCAUGAAACUUUUGUUGGUAAUUACUCUUCAACCUUUACUUAUUUAGAUAAAAUUUUUGGUACAUCUGAUAAAUAUUAUUCAAGAAAACAAAUUAGAGAUUCUAAACUUGCUGCUGGUAAAUCUGAAUAA